Gaeumannomyces tritici R3-111a-1 is the source of this 2106-nucleotide messenger RNA. RefSeq lists its product as hypothetical. NCBI's taxonomy places the organism in Eukaryota, Fungi, Ascomycota, Sordariomycetes, Magnaporthales, Magnaporthaceae. Bases 1 to 2106 code for a protein of 701 amino acids. The transcript has 7 exons. The record is from RefSeq and is a predicted model, not a curated record.
AUGGCUCUCGCUGCCCCGUUGGCAUCGACUGGAAGCAUCAUCUCGGCGUACUCGCCCCACACAGACAUGUCUGUCGAAUCGCCCAACUCGCCCGCCGUGGCGAAUCGCAAGAGCUUGCCGAUUUCAUCGCCCGAGUCUACUAGCUCUUCACAAGGACUCCAUCCUCACACAUUUGCGAGGCCGCAGUCCUUCGGCCAUCAUCUUAUGAGUCCCAUAAGCGACAUUGUCGGGCCCUCGCCCGUCACGUCCAACGGCACUGAAACAACCGAGAUCGAAGACGAGGAAUCAAUGGAGGCUGGCUUUUCUGGUGCUACCAGUCAGCACCCCCAGCUCAUGAUGCUCAGGACUAACAUUCCGGACCAGCUCCGGAGCUCCCUCAACGAGGAAGCCGUCUCAGUCAUACACGCACCACAGUCUUUUCAAUCUUGGCCCGAUAAGCCGGCCGACAUAGUGAGCCCUCCACCAAGCGAGCACUCUGUCAAGUCCAAAUCCCCAACCCUCUCUCCACCACCAAUUUCGACAAAUGUCAAGCCCGUGCAAUACUCUCUUGAGUCGGCGACGCCUCAGGCCCAGAACCUCCAGGAUGUCAUCAACGACCACGCGAGGUUACGAUCGAGCAGCGCCAGCAGCCUAGAAUUGAUUCCCGAGAACUUUCAGGGUGAAUCCGACGCGGAGCUGUACCACAACGAGGAUCAGUACAGCCCAGCAAUGGAGGAAGAUAAUGAGAUCCAGGCGCUCAAAACGGCCCUGGAGGAAUGCUGGACCCUCUGCAACACCCUCGCGAACCUGAGCUCAAUCCACCGGGAGCGCGUUUUCAACAGCUCGUGUACGCCCGACGCCCAUGAGAAAGCAUGGAAGAGCUGCUGGAAGCUAUGUCAGCGCUUGUACCUCAGUCGAGACGACAUGAUGGAGACUCACCACGGCCGGACAAACUUGGAUCUAUGCCGCGAUUUCUGCCAGUCUCUGUUUGACGUCCGCACACGCAAGGACGACACUGCCGACUCCAUCCUCCGGGUCAGCUUUGAACUCAACAACCACCUUUACAGCGCCCAGGACAGUCGGAAUCUCCCCGAGGCCUUCAGGGAAAGGACGCUCGAUUUUUACAUCACCCUGUGUCACCGCCUGAUGAAGCAGCGGAGCGAGCUCGCCGAAGAAACCGACUCUCUUCUUCGAGCAUGCUGGUCGCUCGCCGAAAUGCUCUUUAGCCUGCGUCAGAGUCGAAGGGACUCCAAGACGCCCGACGAGGAGCUGCUAGGCUCGGCCGUGCAGGCAUGCUGGGAGCUUUGCGAUAUCUUCCGAGAGGGCUGGACACAGAUCAGGCCAGACCGCGGGACUCCUCGACCGAGCCAGAUGACCUUCUCCCCCCAUAGCGGCGUUGCAUCCGACGCACGGUCCAACACGGGCAGUCGGGCAUCGAUUCACUCGAAGCGCGAGAGCCUGCGGAGUGUUCCUGAAGAGAGAUCGCGGAAGCACAAGGCACCAGUGCCCGAGACUCCCGUGACCGAGUUUGAGGACACGCCGAUAUCCCCCGAGAGUUCCAGCCCACAGAUGCCCAACAUUCUUGUCCUGGGCACAGGCGGGUCCGAUGCGGGCAGGUCUGGCAGCCACGGGCCUCGCUGGUCCAGUAGCGCAUCGAACCUAUCCGGGUACACGCAGAGCAGCACCAAGACGAGCAGCACUGCGACGGCUGGGACGGCGACGGCCGAGGACGUCAACAUCAUGCGCAUCAAAGCCCUGAUCGUCAAGGCAGCCAUGAACCUCGGCUUCAGCCGGGAUGCUGCCGUGGUGGAUGGACUCGGGGGCGCCACGUCGCUGCAGGCGUUUGUUAAGAGUCUGCCUCCAGGAUCUUUCGGAAGCCUCCCCUCGCACGCGACGGUUCUGCAAAACUACAAGAAUUUGGUGCUUGCGGACCCCGUGUUCCGGGCGUCGGCGAGCCUCCCUGCGAGGGGCAAACGGCUCAACGCAUCUGAUAUCGGCAGGAGUGUGGGCUGGAUGAUGCACCGGUCGACGCACUAUGGGUUCCUCAGGGACUUGUUCAAGAUCGUUUUUGGGUUCCCGCUCGAAGACUCGGAGAUGCGCAAGGGCAGCGUUGUCAUUGUCAUCUGA